UAAUAAGAGAAUCAUUUAAAAGCCGCGAAAAGUUAUUAGAAUUCCGCGCAAAAUUGGUCUUUCAAGUAAAUUUAUACGGGCUCAUUGCUAUGGAUAAGUUCGUGAUAAGACAUAGGCCAGCUACACCUGUUGAGGUUGUGGAGAGUAGCAGCAGCAGUGGCAGCCCCAGCAGUGAAACCAAACAGCAACGUAGUAAGAAAAAAGUCGCAGCAAGAAAAUUUCGCCAUGCAUGGCUAGACCAAUUUCCUUGGUUGCAAAAUGUCAAUGGGGCAAGCCAUUGUAUGGCUUGCGACAAAAAGUUGUCGAACCAUGUCACUUAUUUAAAGAAACAUGGUUCCUUGGCCGUACAUUUGCAAAACGUGGAAAAAAAGAAAAAACAAAUACAAAUCCAAAAGUUUUUGAGUAGCGAAGAAAUAGCGCUAUCUAGACAAGUAAAAUACGCUGAGCUAACACUUGUCAUGUUCCUUAUUUGCCAUAACUUACCAUUCCUUCUUAUGGAUUUUUUACCAGCGCUUCUAAAGGAGUGUUGCCCUGACUCUAAAAUUGCUGCGGCUAUUCAAUGUGGCAGAACGAAGUCAACCGAAAUUGCUGACAUUUUGGGCAACAAAGCCAAAGAUAAAAUCGUAUGUAAAUUAAAAUCGUCAAAAUUUUCCCUCAUUGUGGAUGAGACAACUGAUUUGUCUACAAAGAAAUGUUUAGUCUUAGUUGUAAGAUAUUUUGACAAACUAACACAAAGGGUACAUGAUUCGUUUUUAAGCUUAAUUGAAUUAAGAAAUUGUGAUGCAAGUUCCAUUUAUGAUGCAAUCAAACAGUUUUUUUGUGAACAGGGUAUUCCAUUAAAAAACAUAAUCGGUUUAGCCACCGAUGGUGCCAACGUAAUGGCGGGACAACUUAAUGGUUUAAGGGCAAAGCUUAAGCCCGAUACUGAUCUUUUUUAUAUUAAAUGUACCUGCCAUUCGUUACACCUAUGUUCGGCGUAUGCAAGUAAACAGCUUCCUCACAAAAUUGAAGAGCUCUGUCGCAACAUUUUUAGUUUUUUUUCCCAAAGCCCAAAACGUGUUGAAGAGCUAAAGGAGUUUCAGGAGUAUUGUAUGGUACAACCACAUAAAAUAUUAGGCGCUUCCUUAACAAGAUGGCUUGCUUUAGAACAAGUUAUCAAUAGGAUAGUUGAACAAUGGAACCCACUAUAUUUAUAUUUCUUAGACCGAGUUUUAGAAGUUAAUGGAAUUAAAGCUUCCGUAUUGGCAAAAAAAAUGAGUGAAUUGGACGUGAAAGCAUAUUUUCUGUUUUUGUCAUAUAUAUUAAAAAUUAUUAAUGACCUUAACAAAGAGUUUCAAUCAGAAACGGUUCGCUUACCGUAUUUGUACACGCAUUUGGAAAUGAAUGUAAAGCUCAUUGCAAGCAAUUUUUUGAAGCAUGAGUACGUCAAAAAUUUACCCUCAUUGGAAAGCAUGAAUAUAACCAAUGAAAGUAAUUAUUUACCUUUAGAAAAUGUUUUUAUUGGUUGUAAAGCAGAACUUUAUUUGAAACAAAGUUCAAU
Molecule: messenger RNA, 1540 nt
Organism: Rhagoletis pomonella (apple maggot)
Lineage: Eukaryota; Metazoa; Arthropoda; Insecta; Diptera; Tephritidae
Product: zinc finger MYM-type protein 6-like
Exons: 3
Source: RefSeq, a predicted model, not a curated record